Eupeodes corollae is the source of this 2745-nucleotide messenger RNA. It is a transcript of the gene mio, whose product is annotated as GATOR complex protein MIOS. Lineage: Eukaryota; Metazoa; Arthropoda; Insecta; Diptera; Syrphidae. Gene Ontology annotation, cellular component: cytoplasm. The coding region runs from base 137 to 2680 and encodes 847 amino acids. The record is from RefSeq and is a predicted model, not a curated record. Gene Ontology annotation, biological process: cellular response to amino acid starvation; positive regulation of TORC1 signaling. The transcript has 15 exons. Gene Ontology annotation, molecular function: protein binding.
AUGUCAAUUGUCACGUCAAGCAAGAUAUUAGCUGUUUUUACUUUUAGAAAUUUUGUUAUUUGCGAUGAAAAGUUAGUUAAAAGUUUCUAAUAAAUAAGUUACAAACAUUAUCAUUAUAACAAAUUAAUCAACAACAAUGAAUGGAAUAAUACACGGCUUGAGUUGGUUUCCCAACACAGAUGAGAAGUUUGUUACAUGGGGACAAGAGAUAAGUCUCUACAAAGUUAUUCCCAAGAGCGAUAGUGAACCUUUAAGAAAUCGUGAUUUGCAACUAUCAUCGAAGCAUGUUGCAACAUUUCUUGCCUCGGAGAGUCGCUAUCAAUAUGUUAGAUGUUUGCAGCCUUCUUAUCACAAAGACACUGUUCUCGCUGUCGGAUUGGCCGAUGGAAAAGUUGGAAUAUGCAACUUUAAUUCGAGUGCAGAAUCAAAUUCAGAUUUCACUCCUAGGCAACAAAGGUCGUGCUUGUGUCUUGCGUGGAAUCAUAUAGAACCAAAUGUUUUGGCCAUAGGACACGACCGAAACAGAUCCGACUGCUGCAUCACGAUAUGGGAUACUGGAAGUGGCUUCCCUAAAGAAACUCCUCAAUUCUUUGGUUUAUCUGAGUCUGCACAUUCAUUAUGCUGGGACAACAAUCACCGUGCUCUCGUUGCAGGAAUGAGCCAAAAAAUGAUAAAAAUCUUUGACCUACGACAAAACUCUCCAACAUGUACUUCAAUAAACACAAAGGCCGUGAACGGACUUGCUGUCUCUGCGAAUGGAAACUACUUGAGCAGUUUUCUAGAUUCAGUUAUAGUCAUUUGGGAUCUGCGAAGUAUCGACAAACCUCUCAAACAAAUUCAGUGUUCCAAAGACAAUAUUUCCGUAACUUGGUGCCCCAAUAAACCUAGUCUUUUAUCGUCCUUACAACGUGAUUCGCCAUUCAUUUACAUAUAUGACAUUCAUGCGGUAGAUAUAGAAAGUGCUCGAGAAUUAUAUCACACCAAAAAUCAGUACACGCCCUUCCAAUCCAAGUUGUAUGCGUCUAAUAAAAAUACAACAAUUUCAUCAGCAUCCUGGCACCCAAAAGACAAUGAACGGAUAUUGGUUUUAUCUGAAUCAGGUAGCUUAAGCGAUUUUCGAAUACCUCCAAAAAUUGUGAUGUCAUGGAACAAUCAAUUAAAAAUGUCUACUGGUCUGACAAUGCGCCCGUUGAAUCCGUCGAUGUCCUCACAAGUAAACGUUGAAUCCUCACCUAUGGCCUCAGUAUCUUCUUAUCGUUUUGCUGACUUCACAGAUGAGGAUAUUUCUGAGACAAUUCGAAUAAGAGCACAACAUAAUUACGGAUUAAAGGCUGAACUGAGACACUUUGGAGAUUUUCUAAAUAGUACUUACCUGAAGAAUGUUUGGAAAGCUCUUUUACAUAUCUAUCGAGGAGACAGACUAAUAGGAUUAAAAAAUGUCCUAAAAAUUGGUGUAACUGCCCAAAGCCAAGUUGAGGAACUUGUGCCAUCAACUGGUCUAGAAUCGCACGUACUGCAAUGGCCAGAUUCUAUUAAAAAUACUAGCAACUUGGUGUGUUAUAGGAGUGAACAACGUGAUGCUGCUCUCAAAUUGUGCGGAUGGUCGUUUGAUCAAGAUAUGGAUAGAUUUAUUAGAUCACUUUGCGACAAUAAAGAAUAUUCGAGAGCUGCCAUGAUUUGUACGUUUCAUUUGAAAAUUCUUCAAGCUUGUGAAAUUCUUUCUAAAGCAGAAGAUCAGUCAAAUGAUCCCAGCAUGUAUAGAAUAGCUGCAAUUGCGUUGUAUAGUUUUAAUGCCGAUCAAGGUAACUCUACGUGGAAGAACCAAAGGUCAAAUGCCAAUAUGCAAAUCCAAGAUCCUCAUCUUAGAGUCAUCUUUUCAUUUAUAACCACGGAUAAUGAAAACUUUGAAGAUGUUUUGAAAGAGGAGGAGAUUUUGCUAUCCGACAGAAUUGCAUUCGGAUGUAAAUAUCUAAGUGAAAAUAAGUUAUCUGAAUACAUUAAAUCCUGUAUUCAAAGUUCAAUUGAAAAGGGAGAUUUAAAUGGUAUUCUAUUGACGGGAGAAUCAACAGAGGGAAUAAAUAUCUUACAAAGUUAUAUUGAUAGAACGGAGGAUGUUCAGACCGUUUCGUUAAUUGCUAUUUGGUUCUUCCAAAAUGGUCUCUUCACUGACAAUCGAAUUCAAUAUUGGACUUCUAGUUAUCUAAACUUGCUUGACUCGUGGAGACUUUGGGAAAAACGAGCCGAGCUCGAAAUCAAUAUGCAAAACAUCCGUUCGGCUCCAACAACAUCGCGAACUGUUUUUCUUCUUUGUAAUUUUUGUGGAAAAUCAGUCUCGAGUGCCUUGCAAGACGAUGCCCGACUACGAAAUGUUAGCUCAAAUGUGAAUAAGCUCUCGUCCUGUCCAAGCUGCCGCAAACCUUUGCCCCGCUGUUCUUUAUGCCUUUUGCAUAUGGGUACUACGGUUCAUUUUCCACCUCAAAGUGGUCAUGAAGCCCUUGGGUGGCAGUCGAAAUCGUUCUCAAAAUGGUUUUCCUGGUGCCAAACAUGUCGUCAUGGUGGACACACUGAGCAUAUAAUGCAGUGGUUUAGCCAAAAUUCUGAGUGUCCUGUGGCAUUGUGUUCCUGUAAAUGUUUUGAUAUGGAUGGUACAAUUCCUCAAAGCUAUCGUGAUGUUUCGUAAUUAAGUUUUUGUUGUUUUUUUUCAUAAAUUUAUUUCCAAAGUAAAUAUAUAUACUUUAAACUAUA